AUGCCAACUAAUCGUUUUGUCGAGUCUUCAUUCUGGAAUUUCGACACGCUCUUUCAACCUCAACAACACCCUGCACGUGAUGCACACGACACUUUUUUCUUAAAAGACCCAGCUACAAGCACACGAUUUCCUAUGGAUUAUCUUGAACGUGUCAAAAAAGUUCACUCUAUAGGAGGCUAUGGAUCUACUGGUUAUGGCUAUAACUGGAAAAUUGAAGAAGCCCAAAAACUUUUACUACGAACGCACACUACUGCUGUUUCCUCUUCUAUGCUUUAUAAGCUCGCGCAAGAAAAAUCAUUCAAACCAGUAAAAUAUUUUUCGAUUGAUCGAGUAUUCCGAAACGAGACAGUGGAUGCCACACAUUUGGCUGAAUUUCAUCAAGUUGAAGGUGUGAUUGCAGAUAAAGGAUUAACAUUGGGUGAUUUGAUCGGGUUUAUGAACACCUUUUUUGAGAAAAUGGGUGUCAAGGAUAUUCGUUUCAAACCUGCCUUUAAUCCAUAUACUGAGCCAAGCAUGGAAAUUUUCUCAUAUCAUCCUGGUCUUGGUCAAUGGGUUGAAAUUGGGAAUUCCGGAAUGUUUCGACCAGAAAUGCUGGAACCCAUGGGACUCGAUCCUGAUGUCCGUGUUAUUGCAUGGGGUCUUAGUUUGGAACGACCUACUAUGAUCAAAUACGGGAUUAGUAAUAUUCGUGAGCUCCUCGGUCAUAAAGUAAAUCUGGAAAUGAUCGAAAAUAAUCCAAUUUGCCGAUUGGAUAAAAGAACGGGUAAAGAAGAAAAGAAAGUUACUGAAGAAGCCAAACAUCAUCCACAUGAAGGUGUUAUUCAUUGA
Ambispora gerdemannii is the source of this 828-nucleotide messenger RNA. NCBI's taxonomy places the organism in Eukaryota, Fungi, Glomeromycota, Glomeromycetes, Archaeosporales, Ambisporaceae. The record is from the annotation of a GenBank genome assembly.